Messenger RNA from Anoplopoma fimbria (sablefish), 10566 nucleotides. RefSeq names its product huntingtin (gene htt). Bases 335 to 9745 code for a protein of 3136 amino acids. Gene Ontology annotation, cellular component: cytoplasm; nucleus. The transcript has 66 exons. NCBI's taxonomy places the organism in Eukaryota, Metazoa, Chordata, Actinopteri, Perciformes, Anoplopomatidae. The record is from RefSeq and is a predicted model, not a curated record.
UCUUCUGCAUGUCACUCAACAUAAAGCCGCAAUCUGAUUGGCCCGCUGACGUUCCACCCGCUCCUCUCUGCAAACUGUCACAUAUGCCACUUCCGUGUGUGAUUUGUCGGGAAUACAGCGCUGCAUCAAAGAUGGCUCACAUGAGACCAACAAUCUGUCCAUUUAGGGUGAACACUGAGACGGAAUAAGGGAUAUCUUGCACGAAUAGAAGGCGGAGAGCCGGUGGUAGCACUCUCCGCACUACGCACCGCUCUCCUCGGUGCUAAGCUAGCUGGUUAGCUCACACAGUAACUAUUAGCGAGCCCAGCUAGCUAGCUUACUGUUGAUUGCUAAAAUGGCCACCAUGGAGAAACUGAUGAAGGCCUUUGAGAGUCUGAAGUCCUUCCAGCAGCAGCAGGGACCACCGACCGCCGAGGAGCUGGUCCAGAGACAGAAAAAGGAACAGGCUACCACAAAGAAGGACAGGGUCUCACACUGCCUGACAAUAUGUGAAAACAUUGUGGCUCAGUCUCUGAGAACGUCACCAGAGUUUCAGAAACUGUUGGGCAUCGCCAUGGAGAUGUUCCUGCUCUGCAGUGAUGACAGCGAAUCAGAUGUCCGGAUGGUAGCAGAUGAGUGCCUGAACAAAAUCAUCAAAGCUCUGAUGGACUCAAACCUCCCUAGAUUGCAGCUGGAACUGUACAAAGAAAUAAAAAAGAACGGUGCCUCUCGGAGUCUGAGGGCAGCUUUGUGGAGGUUUGCUGAGCUUGCUCAUCUCAUCAGACCACAGAAAUGCAGACCCUACCUGGUCAACCUGUUGCCAUGCCUCUCUCGAAUUACCAAGCGGCAGGAGGAGACGGUACAGGAGACUCUGGCUGCUGCAAUGCCCAAGAUCAUGUCCGCCUUGGGGCACUUCGCCAAUGAUGGCGAGAUCAAGGUGCUGCUGAAGUCCUUUGUGGCCAACCUGAAGUCCAGCUCCCCGACCAUCAGACGGACAGCAGCCAGCUCAGCCGUCAGUGUGUGCCAGCACUCCAGACGUACCAGCUACUUUUACACUUGGCUCCUUAAUGUGCUGCUGGGUCUGCUGGUUCCAGUGGAUGAAGAACACCCCAGCCACCUAGUCCUGGGGGUGCUGUUAACCCUUCGCUACCUGAUGCCUCUGCUGCAGCAACAAGUCAACACCACCAGCCUCAAAGGAAGCUUUGGAGUCAUGAGGAAGGAGGCUGAUGUCCAGCCAACACCUGAACAACUGCUACAGGUGUACGAGCUGACCUUACACUACACACAGCACUGGGAUCACAAUGUGGUCACAGCAGCUCUGGAGCUCCUGCAGCAGAUGUUCAGGACUCCCCCACCAGAGCUUCUGCACAUGCUCAUCACAGCAGGCAGCAUUCUUCACGGCACCGUUUUUCGCCAGGACACCGAGAGCCGCGCUCGCUCCAGCAGCAUCCUCGAGCUCAUUGGUAAAAUGCUUUCUGGGGAGGAGGAUGGGUUGGAUGAUGACGCCGAGAGAACAGAGGUCACCACCGGUGUCUUCACAGCAGCAGUUGUCGGUGCAGACGGCUCUUCUGCAACGCAGGUAGACAUCAUCACCGAGCAGCCGCGCUCCUCCCAGCAUACCCUGCAGCCUGGCGACUCUGUGGACCUCAGUGCCUCCUCAGAGCAGGGUGGUGGCGGAGGCGGGACAUCUGCGUCAGACACGCCCGAGUCACCCAAUGACAACGAGGAGGAAAUGCUUAGUCGAAGCUCCAGCGGCGGGGCCAACAUCACUCCGGAGACGGCUGACUACACCACACCAGAGACGGAGGGAGGGCCCUUAGGAGCAGGCCCGACUCUGCUAGGCACUAAUGAUCGCUCGGUUCCACCCAGCGACUCCUCACAGACCACCACAGAGGGACCGGACUCAGCUGUCACGCCUUCAGACGUACCAGAGCUGGUGCUGGAUGGCAGCGAGAGCCAGUACUCUGGGAUGCAGAUCGGGACGUUGCAGGAUGAAGAAGAUGAAGGAGCAGCACCUUCCUCCCAAGAAGAACCCCAAGAACCAAUCCUGCAGUCAGCCCUGGCGCUGAGCAAACCUCAUCUCUUUGAAAGCCGAGGUCACAACCGGCAGGGUUCAGACAGCAGCGUGGACCGCUUUGUACCAAAGGACGAGCCUGCUGAACCCGAACCUGACAACAAGCCGUCACGGAUAAAGGGUCCAAUUGGACACUAUACUGACCGGGGGGUGGAGCCGCUGGUGCACUGUGUACGGCUUCUUGCUGCUUCCUUCCUACUGACAGGACAAAAGAAUGGUCUGACCCCUGACAAGGAGGUGCGAGUCAGCGUGAAGGCUCUGGCGGUCAGCUGUGUCGGGGCAGCAGCAGCGCUGCACCCUGAAGCCUUCUUUAAUUCCCUCUACCUGGAGCCGCUGGAUGGCAUUCCAGCUGAAGAGCAGCAGUAUAUCAGUGAUAUUCUGGGCCUCAUUGACCAUGGGGACCCCCAGAUCAGAGGGGCCACAGCCAUCCUCUGUGCAGCCAUCAUACAAGCUGCACUCACCAAAACACGUUACAACAUACACACCUGGCUGGCCAGCGUGCAGAGUGCAACAGGUAACCCUUUGUCCCUGGUGGACUUGGUGCCUUUGCUCCAGAAAACUCUGAAGGAUGAAUCCUCUGUCACCUGUAAGAUGGCCUGCUCUGCAGUGAGACACUGCCUCAUGACUGUGUGCAGCAGUACCUUGAGUGAACUAGGCCUGCAGUUGUUGAUAAACCUUCUUGCUCUGAGGGACUCGUCCUAUUGGCUUGUUCGCACAGAGCUCUUGGAGACCCUGGCUGAGAUGGACUUCCGGUUAGUUAAUUUCCUGGAGAGGAAAACGGAGGCUUUGCACAAAGGGGAUCAUCACUACACUGGGCGGCUGCGGCUACAGGACAGAGUGCUGAAUGAUGUGGUCAUCCGUCUGUUGGGAGAUGAUGACCCUAGAGUCAGGCACGUUGCUGCCUCUGCUGUCAGCAGGCUGGUUUCCAGGUUGUUCUAUGACUGUGACCAGGGUCAAGUGGACCCAGUAGUGGCUAUUGCCCGGGACCAGAGUUCAGUCUACCUGCAGCUGCUGAUGCAUGAGACACAACCCCCCUCCCAGUUCACAGUGAGCACAAUCACAAGGACGUACCGAGGCUUCAACUUGUCCAACAAUGUGUCUGAUGUCACAAUCGAGAACAAUUUGUCCAGAGUCGUUACCGCCGUCUCCCAUGCUUUCACCUCCUCUUCCUCCAGAGCCCUGACUUUUGGCUGCUGUGAGGCCUUGUGCCUCCUGGCUUCAAAUUUCCCAGUGUCCACUUGGAGUACAGGCUGGCACUGUGGCUACGUCAGCUCCAGUAGCAGCUUUUCUUCCCGCUCCAGUCGUAGCAGAGGCAGGGCUCUUAGUGUCUCACAGCCUAGUAGUGCUCCAGCCUCUUCAUCCACCUCUUCAUCUGCACCAGACAAUGAGCGGAGGACUCUGACUGUAGGAAUGGCCAACAUGGUCCUCUCUUUACUCUCCUCCGCCUGGUUUCCACUGGAUCUUUCUUCCCACCAGGAUGCACUUUUGCUUUCUGGCAAUCUGCUUGCUGCCGUGGCCCCUAAAUGCAUGCGCAACCCCUGGGCCGGAGAGGAAGACGGCAGCACUGGUAGUACGAACCCUAACCCAAAUAAGAUGGAGGAGCCAUGGGCAGGGCUGUCGGAGCACACCCUGGUGGCCAUGGUGGAGCAGCUAUUCUCUCACCUACUGAAGAUCCUCAACAUCUGUGCCCAUGUGCUGGAUGACACACCACCGGGACCAGCAGUUAAGGCCACCCUCCCCUCCCUGAGCAACACCCCCUCCCUCAGUCCCAUCCGCAGAAAAGGCAAGGAGAAGGAUGCUGCUGAGCAAAGUGCUGCUCCUAUGAGCCCAAAGAAAAGCAAUGAGAUCAACACAGGCAGGCCAGCAGACGGCACUGGGUCAACUGCUGUAAACAAAUCUACCACCCUCGGCAAUUUCUACCACCUGCCACCCUACCUCAAGCUCUAUGAUGUCCUUAAAGCUACACAUGCCAACUACAAGGUUACGCUGGACCUCCACAGUAGCCAGGAAAAGUUUGGAGGUUUCCUGCGUUCCACUCUAGAUGUUCUGUCUCAGCUCCUGGAGCUGGCCACACUACACGACAUCAGUAAGUGUGUGGAGGAAAUCUUGGGCUACCUCAAGUCCUGUUUCUCCAGAGAACCAACCAUGGCUACCGUUUGUGUACAGCAGCUGUUGAAGACUCUUUUUGGCACCAACCUGGCCUCCCAGUGCGAGGGCAUCCUGAGUGGACCCAGCCGGUCCCAGGGUAAGGCUCUCCGUCUGGGCUCGUCUAGUCUGCGACCAGGCCUCUACCACUACUGCUUCAUGGCGCCGUACACUCACUUCACUCAGGCUCUGGCCGAUGCUAGUCUCCGUAACAUGGUGCAGGCUGAACAGGAGCAGGACACCUCUGGAUGGUUUGAUGUGAUGCAAAAAGCUUCGAACCAGCUGAGGUCCAACAUUGCAAAUGCAACGCGCAACAGAGGAGACAAGAAUGCCAUCCACAACCACAUUCGUCUGUUUGAGCCACUGGUGAUCAAAGCUUUGAAGCAGUACACUACCAGCACCUCUGUGGCCCUGCAGAGGCAAGUACUGGACCUGCUGGCCCAACUUGUGCAGCUCCGAGUCAACUACUGCCUGCUUGACUCAGAUCAGGUGUUCAUAGGCUUUGUCCUGAAGCAGUUUGAGUACAUUGAAGUGGGUCAGUUCAGAGACUCGGAGGCCAUCAUUCCCAACAUCUUUUUCUUCCUGGUGCUGCUGUCUUAUGAGCGUUACCACUCCAAGCAGAUAAUCAGCAUCCCCAAAAUCAUCCAGCUGUGUGACGGCAUCAUGGCGAGCGGCAGGAAAGCUGUCACACACGCCAUCCCAGCCCUGCAGCCAAUAGUCCAUGAUCUGUUUGUGUUGAGGGGCUCAAACAAAGCAGAUGCAGGCAAAGAGCUGGAAACGCAGAAAGAAGUGGUGGUCUCCAUGCUGCUUAGACUUGUGCAACACCAUCAGGUGUUGGAGAUGUUCAUUCUUGUUCUGCAGCAGUGUCACAAAGAGAAUGAAGACAAGUGGAAGAGAUUGUCCAGACAGAUUGCUGAUGUCAUACUUCCCAUGAUCGCUAAGCAGCAGAUGCACCUGGACUCUCCGGAGGCGUUGGGAGUGUUGAACACUCUGUUUGAGACUGUGGCGCCCUCCUCUCUCAGACCUGUAGACAUGCUGCUCAAGAGUAUGUUCACCACCCCGGUAACCAUGGCGUCAGUGGGUACAGUCCAGCUGUGGGUGUCCGGUAUCAUGGCAGUGCUCAGGGUUCUGGUCUCCCAGUCCACCGAGGACAUCGUCCUGUCCCGGGUCCACGAACUCUCCCUCACCCCGCAUCUCCUCUCCUGCCACACAAUCCGUCGCCUACAUCAGCAAAGCCUCUCACCAAGUGACCCCCCCACUGCCGACACACUCGUCAACCAGGAACCUAAUGGUGAGGCACAAAAGGCCCCACCUGAGGAAACCUUUGCCAGGUUCCUCCUCCAGCUGGUUGGAGUGUUGCUGGAUGACAUUUCCUCCAGACAGGUUAAGGUGGACAUUACAGAGCAGCAACACACCUUCUACUGCCAGCAGCUGGGCACACUGCUCAUGUGUCUCAUACAUGUCUUCAAAAGUGGAAUGUUUCGCAGGAUCACAGCUGCAGCUACCCGUCUCCUAAAGGGUGAGGGUGGAGGUGGACAGACGGGCCCCGAGGCCGGUCUGUUUUACCCCUUAGAGGGGCUGAACAGCAUGGUGCAGUGCCUGAUCACCACCCACCCCUCCCUGGUGCUGCUAUGGUGCCAGGUCCUCCUCAUCAUCGACUACACCAACUACUCCUGGUGGGCUGAGGUGCACCAGACACCCAGGGGACACAGUCUCUCGUCCACAAAGCUGCUGAGCCCUCACUCCUCAGGGGAAGGAGAGGAGAAGCCCGAGAUGCGGUUAGCGAUGGUUAAACGAGAGAUUGUACGCAGGGGAGCCCUGAUCCUCUUCUGUGACUAUGUGUGCCAGAACCUCCACGACUCGGAGCAUCUGACCUGGCUGAUUGUCAACCAUGUGCGUGACCUCAUCAACCUUUCCAAUGAGCCUCCAGUGCAGGAUUUCAUCAGCGCCGUGCACCGCAACUCAGCUGCCAGCGGCCUCUUCAUCCAGGCCAUCCAGUCCCGCUGUGACAACCUCAGUACUCCUACCAUGUUGAAGAAGACUCUGCAGUGUUUGGAAGGCAUCCACCUGAGUCAGUCUGGCUCCCUGCUGAUGCUGUAUGUGGACAAGCUGCUCAGUACGCCAUUCAGGGUUCUGGCUCGCAUGGUGGACACACUGGCUUGUCGCAGAGUGGAGAUGCUGCUGGCUGAGACGCUGCAGAACAGUAUAGCUCAGCUGCCUGUGGAGGAACUGGACCGGAUCCAGGAAUACCUCCAGACCAGUGGCCUGGCUCAGAGGCAUCAGAGGUUUUACUCCCUGCUGGACAGGUUCAGAGCCACUGUUGCCGGCACCAGCAGCCCCACACCUCCUGUGACAUCACACCCCUUGGAUGGGGAUCCACCACCUGCCCCUGAGCUGGUCUCUGCCGAUAAGGAGUGGUACGUGGCUCUGGUGAAGUCUCAGUGUUGUCUUCGUGGAGAUGUUUCCCUGUUGGAGACGACAGAGCUCCUCACCAAACUGCCUCCCACUGACCUCUUGGACAUCAUGAGCUGCAAGGACUUCAACCCAAGCCUGCUGUGUCCAUGUCUCAGUAUGGGGAUACAGCGGUUAGCACGAGGUCAGGGGCUGCUCUUGUUGGAGACAGCUCUGCAGGUGACCCUGGAGCGGCUCGCAGGGGUCACCGGGUCACUUCCUGUUCCCCACCAGUCCUUCCUGCCGCCCGCCCAGUCACAGCCCUACUGGAACCAACUAGCUGCUGUGUAUGAUGAGCCAGGUUUCUACCCCCGGGUUUUGUCGCUCUGCAGAGCUCUGUCCCAGUACCUGCUGAGUGUGAGCCAGCUGCCCUCCUCACUACACAUUCCCUCUGACAAGGAACACCUCAUCACCACUUUCACCUGCACCGCUGCCGAGGUCAUAGCAUGGCGUCUCCUCCAGAACCAGUUGCCCCUGAGCGUGGACCUGCAGUGGGCUCUGUCCUGUCUGUGUCUGGCCCUGCAGCAGCCCUGCGUCUGGAACAAACUCUCCACCCCAGAGUACACCACACACACCUGCUCUCUCAUCUACUGCCUACACCUCAUCAUUGUUGCAGUGGCUGUGAGUCCUGGCGACCAGCUUCUGCAUCCAGAGAAGAAAAAGACGAAGGCAGAGAGAGAUGCUGAAGAUGAAGUUGACUCUCCACAUGCUAACCACAUGUGUGAGUGGAAAGCAUGUGAGAUUAUGGCGGAGCUGGUGGAAGGCCUGCAGAGCAUCCUCGCCCUGGGUCACCAUAGAAACAGUGUAUUCCCCGCUUUCCUCACACCAACCUUGCGCAACAUUGUCAUCAGUCUGUCCCGACUGCCUCUGGUCAACAGCUACACCCGAGUACCUCCACUGGUUUGGAAACUGGGCUGGUCCCCUCAGCCAGGAGGAGAGUACGGCACAACGCUGCCUGAGAUCCCUGUGGACUUCCUGCAGGAGAAGGAUGUCUUCAGAGAGUUCCUCUACCGCAUCAACACACUGGGCUGGAGCAGCAGGACUCAGUUUGAGGAGACCUGGGCCACACUGCUGGGGGUGCUGGUCACCCAACCCAUCACUAUGGACCAGGAGGAGGAGACACAGCAGGAGGAGGACUUGGAGCGUACCCAGUUGAAUGUGUUAGCGGUGCAGGCCAUCACCAGCCUGGUGCUGAGUGCCAUGACCCUGCCCACUGCUGGCAACCCUGCAGUCAGCUGUCUGGAACAGCAGCCUCGCAACAAGAGCCUCAAAGCACUGGAAACACGGUUUGGAAGGAAACUUGCAGUUAUCAGGGGCGAGGUGGAGAGAGAGAUUCAGGCUCUAGUGUCUAAGAGAGACAACGUUCAUACACACCACCCGUACCACGCCUGGGACCCUGUGCCCUCUCUAUCGGCAGCCUCAGCUGGCACGCUGAUCAGCCAUGAGAAGCUGCUGCUUCAGAUCAACACAGAACGGGAGUUGGGCAACAUGGACUACAAACUGGGACAGGUCUCCAUCCACUCAGUGUGGUUAGGUAACAACAUCACCCCACUGAGAGAGGAAGAAUGGGGUGAGGAUGAAGAAGAUGAAGCAGACACUCCAGCCCCCACCUCCCCGCCCGUAUCUCCUAUCAACUCCAGGAAGCAUCGUGCAGGUGUGGACAUUCAUUCAUGUUCCCAGUUUCUCCUGGAGCUGUACAGCCAGUGGCUGAUCCCUGGCUCCCCGAGUAACAGGAAGACCCCGACCAUCCUUGUCAGCGAAGUGGUCCGAUCGCUGCUGGCGGUGUCGGACCUGUUCACAGAGAGGAACCAAUUUGACAUGAUGUUCUCCACCCUUAUGGAACUACAGAAGCUCCACCCACCAGAGGAUGAGAUCCUCAAUCAAUACCUGGUGCCUGCUAUCUGCAAAGCAGCUGCAGUACUGGGGAUGGACAAAGCAAUAGCGGAGCCUGUUUGUCGCCUGUUGGAGACGACCCUGCGCAGCACCCACCUGCCCAGCCGCAUGGGUGCUCUGCAUGGAGUGCUGUAUGUGUUGGAGUGUGACCUGCUGGACGACACAGCCAAGCAGCUCAUCCCCACCGUCUCCGAGUACCUGCUCUCCAACCUCAGGGCCAUCGCUCACUGUGUGAACCUGCACAACCAGCAGCAUGUGUUGGUAAUGUGUGCCGUGGCCUUCUACAUGAUGGAGAACUACCCUCUGGAUGUAGGAGCUGAGUUUAUGGCUGGAAUCAUACAGUUGUGUGGUGUGAUGGUGUCGGCCAGCGAGGACUCCACUCCCUCCGUCAUCUAUCACUGCGUGCUGCGCGGUCUGGAGCGCCUCCUGCUGUCGGAGCAGUUGUCACGCGUGGACGGAGAAGCGCUGGUCAAACUCAGCGUGGACCGAGUCAACAUGCCGUCGCCGCACAGAGCCAUGGCCGCCCUGGGCCUCAUGCUCACCUGCAUGUACACCGGAAAAGAGAAAGCCAGCCCUGCCAGCCGCCCCGCCCACUCUGACCCUCAGGCCCCGGACAGCGAGUCGAUCAUUGUUGCCAUGGAGAGGGUCUCUGUGCUCUUCGACAGGAUCCGGAAAGGUUUGCCCAGCGAGGCUCGGGUGGUGUCCAGGAUUCUGCCCCAGUUUCUGGACGACUUCUUCCCGCCGCAGGACGUCAUGAACAAAGUCAUCGGAGAGUUCCUGUCCAAUCAGCAGCCUUACCCACAAUUUAUGGCCACUGUCGUCUACAAGGUUUUCCAGACCCUCCAUGCCACGGGCCAGUCUUCUAUGGUGCGAGACUGGGUGCUGCUCUCCUUGUCCAACUUCACCCAGAGGACACCAGUGGCCAUGGCCAUGUGGAGCCUCUCCUGUUUCUUUGUCUCUGCUUCCACCUCCCAGUGGAUCUCAGCCCUACUGCCACACGUGAUCAGCCGAAUGGGCUCCAGUGAGGUGGUGGACGUCAACCUGUUCUGCCUGGUGGCCAUGGAUUUCUACCGGCACCAGAUUGACGAGGAGCUGGACCGCAGGGCUUUCCAGUCCGUCUUCGAGACUGUGGCCUCGCCAGGCAGCCCUUAUUACCAGCUGCUGGGCUGUCUGCAGUCGAUCCACCAGGAUACAUCACUCUGAGGGUGACGGACUGAGAAGGUCACGAAGGCACAGAGAGAGGCAGGGGGAAAUGUGGAUUAGAGUGAGAGAUGUGGUAGAGCGAGAAAUUAGAUGACACGCCGUACACGUCCUCCUCGAGUUGCAAUGAAGGGGAUGAACAGAAUGUUUCAUUAGAAAAAUCUACUGUAGCCUCCCCCCCUUUCCCUCCUUUACACCGAUGUGAAACGAGUAGAGCUACUGAAGGCACCAUGAUGAAUUCAGUGGAGUGAGCAUUGAGAAAAACAAGGGGAGAUCUGACUCAGUGUCAGUUUUAGGGCGUAUGUUAAAGGACUGUCUGAAGAGUGCACUUACCUGAAGGACACUGGCUGCAAAAUCCUCCAAACUGUGGCUUUUCCAGAGACCAAUCCUCCAGACGACUGACAGCGCCUUGAACACCUCCUCCCACCCAGCACCUUGAUUAGAAACCUACAAAAAAAUAGCAUAAAUCAAACAUUUGAUUUGUUUAUUUUCCUGUGAGGACUUGCUUGAGUAUCGUGAUGUCAGUCAAGUAAAAUAGAGAGAAAAAAAGACUAGAAAAUGCAAAGUAUUUACUAUAUUUAAAGUUUCAAUGCAUCUAUUUUUCAGUGCGUUCUGUUAAAGAUUGCUUAAGGUCUGGUUAGGACACCGACAAUGGGCUGACUCUAAAGGGUCAGAAACACUUGCUUAAUGUUGUCGAUAAUUAGUAUCUUUGAAGACCUUUUUUUUAAUAUUUAAGUUACUUGUGUUCAACUGACGCACACAAGUUAAAUAGUAAAUAUUUUAUGUGUAAGAAUGAUCACUAAUAGCCAUAGUAUUUUUUUUUU